Megalopta genalis is the source of this 1669-nucleotide messenger RNA. The record is from RefSeq and is a predicted model, not a curated record. NCBI's taxonomy places the organism in Eukaryota, Metazoa, Arthropoda, Insecta, Hymenoptera, Halictidae.
UGUCAGCAUUGUCGGAUGUUACAGGUGGACGUCACCACGGGCGAAGAAAAUACAUUCGAGCAGCUGCUGGAUAGAACAGUGAGAUGCGCCCUUUGGUUGAGGAAAGAAGGCGUCAAGAAGGGAGACGUCGUCGCGAUUUCCACGCACAACCAUCCCGACUGCUUCGUUCCGUGCAUCGCCGCGCUUUUCAUCGGUGUGAUAUUCAACCCCUGGGAUCCGGGGAUGAAUACCAAUCUGGCGCGCCACUUCAUGAGAUUGACGGAGCCGAGGGUGGUUUUCGCGAACGAAAGAUCGACGGGGGUUGUGCUGGACGCGGCGAAGAUCGAGGGGUUUGAGCCGAAGAUGGUCACGUUCGGCGAUUAUGCCGGCAGCCUGUCUUUUGCGGACAUUCUGGAGGGUCACCCGCGAUCCGCUAUGACGAGUUUCCGUUGCGAGAACGUCGAACUCGGCGAUACGGCGCUGAUACUCUUCUCUUCCGGCACCACCGGUUUGCCGAAGGGCGUCGAGCUGUCCCACAGAAUGAUCCUCUUGAACUUGGUGGACAAUGCAGCGGUGCAUCUGACUGUGAUGGCGACGCCGUUGUGGUUCAGCACCCUGUGCUGGAUCAGCGGCAUUCUGUGCAACCUUAAGAUCUUCUCCACCUCUGCGAGGAAGAUAAUCGGGCCGGAUUUCGAGCCGCAGAAGGUGUGUGAGCUUGUGGAGAAGUAUAAGGUCACGUGGUUAUUUCUGAGCACAAGCAUGGCGAAUCGGUUGGUCAGAUACGAGGACUUACAAAAGUACGACCUCUCCAGCUUGAAAUGUCUGUUCGUGGGUGGUGCCAUCUUGAAGCAGGAAUCUCAGGACAUGUUGCGAGAGUAUCUGCCGCAUGCACUAGUGGCACAAGGUUACGGCAUGACGGAAUUGGGGGGCGCCGUUGCAUCUCAAAAUCCAAAGAGUACCAGCGGUUCCUGCGGAACGGUGUCCAUCAAUUGUGAAAUGAAAAUCGUGGACGUUCAAACGGGGAAAAGUCUGGGCCCGAAUCAGCAGGGUGAACUAUGCGUGAAAUCGUCCACCAUAAUGAACGGAUAUCACAAAAAUUCGACGGCGACGAAGGAGAUCUUGGACAAAGACGGUUGGAUACACACGGGCGAUCUUGCCUAUUAUAACGACCAGGGUGAGAUGUUCAUCGUCGACAGAAUAAAGGAGAUCGUAAAAUACAGAGGAUAUCAAAUAACGCCGAGCGUGAUCGAAGAUCUGUUACAAACGCAUCCGGGCGUCGUCGAAGUUGCAGUUGUCGGCGUUCCCCAUCCUACGGACGACGAACACCUCGUUGCUUUCGUCUGCAAAGCGGCUGAUACGGAAGUGUCCGCUAACGAGUUGAUUGCAAAGGUCGAGAAUAAUUUUGUGGACGCUUAUAGGCUACGCGGGGGCGUGAAAUUUCUGUCAGCACUUCCGUACACCGCCACUGGUAAAAUAGCGAGAGCACAACUCAGAAACAUCGCAAAGUCAUUGGCAGUUCAUUGAAUUGUCGCGCACUGGUUUCCCAGGAUCAGGCUGGCAAUCAAAUGUUAAAGGACCAAAUGAUAACGCGUAUUUGUUAUAGUUCGUAAAAAUUGCGAUAACGAUAGCAAACGCUACGAUAAUGAUAGCAAAUAUUUUUAAUUGUGUACGUAAUGAAGCGAAUGAAAUU